Messenger RNA from Apus apus (common swift), 3594 nucleotides. It is a transcript of the gene MINDY4, whose product is annotated as MINDY lysine 48 deubiquitinase 4. NCBI's taxonomy places the organism in Eukaryota, Metazoa, Chordata, Aves, Apodiformes, Apodidae. The record is from RefSeq and is a predicted model, not a curated record. Gene Ontology annotation, molecular function: cysteine-type deubiquitinase activity; K48-linked deubiquitinase activity. The transcript has 18 exons. Gene Ontology annotation, biological process: protein K48-linked deubiquitination. Bases 185 to 2452 code for a protein of 755 amino acids.
CUCCACAGCAACAUCCCUCCAGGAGCCGGACUGCCCAGAUCCCGGCCCCUUCCAUCCCGCCCGGCCGCUGCUCCAGGGCUGCAGUGGUUAAAAGCCGCAGGGAAGAGCUGCAAUGUCGGCAGGCUGGAAUGAUUUGGUAGAUGGAAGUCAAGAUUCCGCCCCCUAAGCAGACUUCGGGCUAAAAAUGGACAACUCCUUUGUGGAAGAAGUGGCUGCAUCACUGGUGAGAGAAUUUCUCAGCAGAAAGGGUUUGAAAAAAACCAUCACUACCAUGGACCGAGAGCUUCCACGCUCGGAACUUAGCAUCAAUAACAGGAAUGAACUUCGAAAUGUCCUCCACCUGCACUCCUUGUACAAACAGAACAAGGCAAAGGAGAACCCACUGAAAACGCUUCUUGAAAUUAUUACUAAUUAUUUCCUUGAGCGCUAUGGGACUUCCAGAAGCAUCAGUUCAAGUUCUGCUCUGUCAGCUCCUCAAAGUAAGAGCUCAACAUCUCAUCCACCCAACUGCUCGGAUGAAGAUCACGUGCAAGGCAGUUCCAUUGUGCCUGAGAAGGGUGAAACUAAAGCCUGCAGAGGUGAUGUUGAGAAUCCACUAGACAAAAUCCCUCCAUCCAGAAAACAUCAGCAAAAAAGUGAAAAAUGCCACACAGGGACAAUACACAACAGCCACUUACCCUCUGAUGGGGAUAAGAAGCUAAAACAUAGUCAAGAAGAUUUAAAAGCAGCAACGAUGUCUGAAGAGCUGAAAUCCACAAUGAAGGAGAAGCCAAAGCCCAAGUCUGGACUCAUUGUCAGAGGAAUGAUGGCUGGACCAGUAGCAAGCUCACCAGAGGAUCUGCACAAAAGGAGACUUUCGAAACGCUCCACUAGCAUAUGCAGAACAGCACAGCUGAAGGGUGAGGAACAUGAAGAAAAUUACCUGAAUGUCCCAAGUACUGAUUUUCAAGAAAGCAAAGGAUCACAAGUAAAUAUGGAGUUUGCAUCAAAGACUAUGUCAGGCUCACACACAAGCUCAGCCUCUGAAAAAUUAAGGAACAUCCCCAAAGGUACAGAUGACUCUGUUGCUAAAUUAUUGUCUGACAGAGAGAGGACCAAGACAGAAGAAAGAAAAUCAGUUUCAAGCUUUGGUACAGACAGCCAUGAAAAAAGCCUUAAAGUGAGUGCCCCUCACAGACAUUCAGGGUCUGGAAGAGAGAAGAGAGAAAGAUCCCUCAAGAAAAAUGAGACUCGGUUAUCAGGCCACAGGAAGUCUCCAAUAUCCACUUGCUAUGAAGCAGACCAGAUGAAAGAUGCCCUAGAAUUAGUUGAUGUUGAAGAUGAAGAACUAACUGGAGAAGUUAGUAAGAACCCAGAUCUUUCAACACUCCACAUGCAUCAAGUAUCAUCAAAGGCAAUUGAUAUUUCUCUUGCAAAAGAAUUAAAAAAUCUUUUGUUUGGCUCUAGCCUUUGUUGCUUCAGUGAAGAAUGGAAAAUACAGAGUUUUACAUUUAAUAACAUCCCCCAGCUAAAAUAUGGCAUUGUGCAAAAAAAGGGUGGCCCAUGUGGAGUUCUGGCUGCAGUUCAAGCUUGUGUGCUACAGCAGCUUAUCUUUGCAGACAGUAACAGGAAUAAAGACACUUGUUGUCUUCAGCCUUCAGAAGUUCACAGGACCAGAUGCCUCACCGUGGCUCUUGCAGACAUCCUGUGGCGUGCAGGAGGCCAUGAAAAAGCAAUUGUGGCUCUGCCCUCAGGAAGACAGCAGUUCACUCCCAUAGGAAAAUACAAGGCAGAUGGAAUCUUAGAAACUCUAAUAUUACACAGUGCCACAAGAUAUGAAGAUCUGACUGCAUUUCUUCAGCAGAAUAUUCACCAGUUUGAAACUGGUCCCUGUGGGUGCAUCCUGCUGACUGUGUCUGUCAUCUUAUCAAGAUCUAUCAAUCUGGUGCGCAACGACUUUGACGUGCUCACAAACCGCCUGAUCGGCAGCCACGGCUACUGCACCCAGGAACUGGUGAACUUGCUUUUGACUGGCAAAGCUGUGUCCAAUGUUUUCAACAAUGUGAUAGAGCUGGACUCUGGAAAUGGCAACAUCACCAUUUUGAAAGGCAUCACAAGCCGCAGUGAUAUUGGUUUGCUGUCUCUCUUCGAGCAUUAUGAUGUUUGCCAGGUUGGUUGUUACUUGAAGACCCCUAAAUACCCGAUUUGGUUGGUAUGCAGUGAAAGCCACUUCAGUGUGCUUUUUUGUUUGGAAAAGGACUUACUAUGUGACUGGAAAACUGAGAGGAGAUUUGAUUUAUAUUAUUAUGAUGGCUUGGCCAACCAGGAAGAAGAAAUUCGGUUAACGGUUGACACAACUCAGACGUGCACUGAAGAUAAAGAAAAUGAUCUUACUCCUCCACUUGAGCAUUGUAUCAGAACAAAGUGGCAAGGAGCUGUUAUUGACUGGAAUGGCACUGAACCAAUCCUGUGACUGACCUGACCUGCACCUUAUCUGUAAAGACAAAAGGGAAAUGACUGAAUUAGCACAUUCCUAUUCCCACCAAUACAGGAAAUGGGACAUGAGUUGUGCAGUUUACAAUGAGGAAGAAUGACAUGGCUUGCAGGCUGGAAGAGUUUCACCUCAAUCACCUCUUGCUUCAGAUAUUUUGCUUAUAAUAUAAACAACACUUACGUAAAUUCCUCGUCACUGCCUUUAACAUACAGCUUCUGAGAGCUGGCUGAGUUUCCACCUCCAAAUCAAGGUUACAGAUGAAGCAAUGAAGUCGUCAACGUCCCCCUUGAGGUCUCUUUCUGGAUCCACUCCGUAUCCUGCAAUUGUUUCAAAGCAUCUGUUGAAAGAUACUGAACCCAGAUUUCUGUCACUGUAGAUGCCUUCUCUGUACUCCCUAAUUAUUCACCUACAAAACUCCAAGUGCAAGUAUAUAAUCGCAUCCAAGAAAUAUAUAUUCACUUCUUUACCUGAUAUUAACAAGUCUUAUUUUGCACUAAACAGCUUGGUAACCAAACGGGCUUUUCAGAUAAAGCCUGAUGUAUACAAAGUUCUUGUUGUGUCCUAAAAUUUGCAGUCAGGAUGAUGGUUUUGUGUUACCAGAGUAAUAACACCAGUACAUACCUUAUACUGGGUGCAGUGGGUGUGUAACAGUGCCUCACACUGAUGUAGCUAAUUUGUCUUUCUGGGUGAGAAAAAGCUGUAUCAGUGUCUUUACAUUGAUUUAUAGCGUCGUAUCUGCUCGUGCAGUAGAGUUUAUUUACACCAAAGUGAUCGAUCAGAUCUGUGGUUUGCUUCUGCAUAACUGCAAGAAAGCAGAAGAGCUGGUAGGUUUGAAAUGUAAAUGGUGCCUCUCUGUGAUAGAUGAUGUUUUUCUUGAUUCCAUAAAGUGCACGUACUGAAAUGAUGUACUGGGCAGAUGUAUCACGAGGUACAGAAAUAGCAGCUUGAAUUCCUGAAGUGCCAUUUUGGCAACAGUUUACCAAAACUGGAUCAAGUUACAAGAUUGGAAAAAAAUGCCUUGGGAAUAAAAGGCAGAUAAAUGGUGUUUGUGGAAUUAUUCCUCUCUCUUGAGAGAGAGUGAAUAUUUCAUGAAAGUUUAAUAAAGAACUUUUACUUUCUGA